This is a messenger RNA of Equus caballus (horse), 3694 nucleotides long. NCBI's taxonomy places the organism in Eukaryota, Metazoa, Chordata, Mammalia, Perissodactyla, Equidae. The record is from RefSeq and is a predicted model, not a curated record.
ACCUAAGCCAACUGCGAAGGACGGAGGCGCCCGCGUUUCCAAAGCCAGGCGUGGAGGAAGCGCGAACUUUCCUCCCGCCUCAUCAGGUGUCCUGCCUCGGGGGAGAACAGUGAAAACCCAGAGGUUAACCUGCCAAAAAAAGCGCAUGUCCUUUCGAUUUCGGUUCUCCUCGACCCCACCCCAUAUCUGGUUGGCUGUAUUAUCCGGCUCGAUUUUCAGCUUCUCAAGAGAAGAGUUGGUACCCACAGGAGCCAGACGCAGGAGGAGCGCGCGAGGGGGGAGCGAGGGCUCCUGAGGACUUGUUCCCGGACUGCAGCACCGCGCCACGAACUGGGAGUUCAGAUCACUUUAUAUUAAUGAGCAAGCAAUUGCAUACCACGAAGACGUAGAAGAACGCAGACUAUUUCAGGCUUUGUAUCCUCUCUGGGAAGAACACACAGGAUGUGAAAAUUAAAUGGCCUGAGUCAUGCUGAACCAUGCUACCCUUGUUUCCAUCUGGGAUCCACAUGAGAUCUGAAACCAAGGGCAUUUGGAUGUGAUGUGUACCCCACCCUUCCAUGCCCAACGACACUCUGGUCCUUCUGGACACUGAAGGCCUGGAUGAUGUGGAAAAGACUUCGUUUGGGAUUUCACACUGGAACUGCAUUUAGAUGGACACCCCAUCACUGAUGAUGAGUAUCUGGAGAAUGCCUUGAAGUUGAUACCAGUGUCUGGCCUCCAAAGGAAAUCCGGAAAGCCCCACAACAUUGGACGGUUGAAAUAUAAGUCCAGCGAUCCAGUGAGACACGGAGAAGUAACUGCUCCACAGAAACUGAGGAGAAAAACAGACAUAGGAACACUCUGAACAUGGCCCCAGAGGUCCACAUGCCAGGCCCAGUGUGCCUCAUCGAGAACACUAAAGGGCAACUAGUGGCUAAUCCGGAAGCUUUGAAGAUCCUGUCUGCCAUUACACAGCCUGUUGUGGUGGUGGCUAUCGUGGGCCUCUACCGCACAGGCAAAUCCUACCUGAUGAACAAGCUGGCUGGGAAGAGAAAGGGCUUCUCUCUGGGCUCCACAGUGCAGUCUCACACCAAAGGAAUCUGGAUGUGGUGUGUGCCUCAUCCCAAGAAGCCAAACCAUGUCUUAGUUCUGCUUGACACUGAGGGUCUGGGAGAUGUAGAGAAGGGUGACAACCAGAAUGACUCCUGGAUCUUUGCCCUGGCAGUCCUCCUGAGCAGCACCUUCGUGUACAACAGCAUGGGAACCAUCAACCAGCAGGCCAUGGACCAACUGCACUACGUGACAGAGCUGACAGAUCGAAUCAGGGCAAAAUCCACAUCUGAUAAUAAUGUGGGUGAGGAUUCAGGUGACUUUGUGAGCUUCUUUCCAGACUUUGUGUGGACGCUGAGAGAUUUCUCCCUAGACUUGAAAGCAGAUGGAGAACCCAUCACAGCAGACGAGUACCUGGAGAAUUCACUCAAGCUUAAGCAAGGUACCAGUCAAAAAGAUAAAAAUUUUAAUCUGCCCCGACUCUGUAUCCGGAAGUUCUUCCCAAAGAAGAAAUGCUUUAUCUUUGAUCGGCCCACUCACCGGAAGAAGCUAGGCCAGCUUGAGACACUGCAUGAUGAUGAGCUGGACUCCGAAUUUGUGCAACAAGCUGCAGCCUUCUGUUCCUACAUCUUCAGCAAUUCCAAAACAAAAACUCUUUCAGGAGGCAUCAAGGUCAACGGAUCCCGUCUAGAGAACCUGGUGCUGACCUAUCUCGAUGCCAUCAGCAGUGGGGAUCUGCCCUGCAUGGAGAACGCAGUCCUGGCCUUGGCCCAGAUUGAGAAUGCGGCUGCAGUGCAAAAGGCCAUUGCCCACUACGAUCAGCAGAUGACCCAGAAGGUGAAGCUGCCCACGGAAACCCUCCAGGAGCUGCUGGACCUGCACAGGGCCAGUGAGAAAGAGGCCAUUGAAAUCUUCAUCAAGAGUUCUUUCAAAGAUGAAGACCAUUUAUUUCAAAAGGAAUUGGCGAACCAGCUAGAAAAAAAGCGGGAUGACUUCUGUAAACAGAACAUGAAAGCAUCAUCAGAUCGUUGCUCAGCUUUACUUAGGGAUCUUUUCAGUCCUCUAGAAGAGGACGUGAAGCAGGGGAUUUAUUCCAAACCAGGAGGGUAUCGUCUCCUCAUCCAGAAGACACAAGAGCUGAAGGAAAAGUACCUUCAGGAACCCAGGAAGGGAAUACAGGCUGAAGAGACUCUUCAGACAUACUUGAGGUCCAAGGAGUCUAUUAUUGAUGCAAUUCUACAGACAGACCAGACUCUCACAGAAAAGGAAAAGGAGAUUGAAGUGGAACGUGUGAAAGCUGAAUCUGCACAGGCUGCGGCAAAAAUGUUGGAGGAAAUGCAAAAGAAGAAUCAGCAGAUGAUGGAACAGAAAGAAAAGAGUUAUCAGGAACACGUGAAACAAUUGACUGAGAAGAUGGAGAGAGAUAGGGCCCAGCUGCUGGCAGAGCAGGAGAGGACUCUCGCUCUUAAACUUGAGGAACAGGCCCGACUACUAAACGAAGGAUUCCAAAAUGAGAGCAGACAACUUCAUAAUGAGAUACAGAAUCUCCAGAAGAGGAUGGCACAACCAAGAAGGAGAUGUGUCAUAAGCUAAAGACCUAAAGAAUAGAGCUCUCCUGGUCACUCUUACCCAAGGCAUAACUCAAACUUGUAGAAUUUGGAAAAAUGUCACUACACUUAAUAUUAGGUCUUGAAUUUUUAUAACACAAAAAACUUGCAAAGACAUGUGGUGCUAUAAUUGAAGUCAUGUCCACCUUCUAACAAUAUUGUUAAUUGUGUUACAAGGAUUUUACCUCUGUACCAACAUAGGAGCUAUCAUGAGCUGAUUCCUCUCAGGAGAAGCUUAUUCUUCCAGAUGACCACUGGUAGACAAAUGGAUAAAGAACAAAGCCUUAGGUAAAAGUCUUGGAACAUAGUUGAGCAUCAGUUUGGUCAAGUGUACAAUGGAGUCCAAUGUCAGGAAGAACCAUCCUAGCUUCUGCUUAGUGAAGAUGCUGUAUAAUUUUCCAUUGUACCAAGACUGUACAGUCUGAGCAGUGGUGUGAUUCCUGAGCACUGGGAAUGGACAAUCUGCACUGAUGGGUUCCAAGCUAAAGCCAAUCAUCUUAUAUAGCGAUCUAGAAUCUCUACAGAAUUUCCAUAGGAAGAUGGAAGAAACCAUUAGCAUGAGUAGGAGUUGGGUCAUAAACAAAUGGGCUAUAUAAGGAAACUUUCUCUCUUUGCUAAAUUCACCAGAUUAUAACUUUAAUGGGAUACUUUAGAACUUUAAAUAAUUGACACUGGACUAAACAUUGUAACACGAUAAUUACGCGUUUUGUAUUUGUAGUAAUGUAUAAUUCACAAAGAUUGACUUUGAAUGAUGACGGAUAAUGCGUUAGGAAACUGAACUACUUAAUUAUUAGAUUGUUUAUAAUCCUAAAGCUUAGGCCAUCUUUCCCAGUUCUCAACAGUCGUACUUGAAAGCUUACUGAUUUUCCCCAGAGAAUAUGGAUCUUUUCGACUAUUUUUUUGACGAAUAAAAUAAUGCUCUUGGUACUACACAGCAUAUGUAGACUUCAUCCUAGUUGCCAAAAGUCCUGGGUAAAUCGUUGGUGUUUCUUAAAGCAAUUAAGAAUUGUUUACUUAAUAAUAAAUUAAAAUAUGGAAAUAAAAUACGCUUCACUAGG